This is a messenger RNA of Zingiber officinale, 1255 nucleotides long. Its product is annotated as cell number regulator 6-like. Lineage: Eukaryota; Viridiplantae; Streptophyta; Magnoliopsida; Zingiberales; Zingiberaceae. The transcript is spliced from 4 exons. The record is from RefSeq and is a predicted model, not a curated record. Bases 333 to 1052 code for a protein of 239 amino acids.
CGAAAAGUCGCUGGGAUUCUGGUAGACGCUGUCAAAGUCAAUGUCUUCUUCUAAGAAGAACGAAAACGUUCCCUCGAAGGGUUGAUUAAAUCUCCCAAUUACCACCGCCAGCGAUGCGGCCGCUUCCCUUCCAUUUCAAUCUUUCAACGCACGUCGCUCCCAUCCAUUCCCCCUUCAUUUGUCCACUUGCCUCGGAGACAAAUAAUCCCUUCUUCAUCCGCUAGGGUUUCCUCGUUCCACACCUGCUCGCUCGCUGCUGAGCGGUUGACUCGUAGAGACUCAGAUCUUACCUCUCCAUUCUUUUCGGCUGCUGGUGAAGUGGUGGAUUCGCGAUGAUGUCGGAUGAACUGGUGCCUUCGAGGUACGUGAAGCUCACCAAGGAUCAGGAUACGCCGUUGGAGGAGAUCCGCCCUGGAGAGCUCAACCAGCCCGUUCAGGUUCCUCAGUUGGAGGUUCACCGAUGUAACGAAUGCGGGCAACCCCUACCGGAGAGCUAUGAGCCACCUGCUGAUGAAGCUUGGACUACUGGCAUUUUUGGCUGUGCCGAUGAUCCAGAAAGCUGUUGGACAGGGUUGUUCUGUCCUUGUGUAUUGUUUGGUCGCAAUGUGGAGAGGCUUAGAGAAGAUACUCCAUGGACAAGUCCUUGUAUGUGCCAUGCUCUCUGCGUUGAAGGUGGUCUUGCACUUGCUGUCGCUACAGCGGUUUUCCAUGGAAUUGACCCUAGCACAUCAUUUUUGAUUGGAGAAGGACUAGUCUUUGCUUGGUGGAUGUGUGGCAUCUACACCGGUAUAUUUAGGCAAUCAUUGCAGAAGAAAUAUCAUCUGAAGAAUUCUCCUUGUGACCCAUGCAUGGUCCAUUGCUGCAUGCAUUGGUGCGCCAUCUGUCAGGAGCAUCGUGAAAUGAAAGGUCGAUUAUCUGAUAAUCUUGUCACGCCAAUGACGGUCGUCAACCCACCGCCUGUGCAGGAGAUGAGUGAUCGCAGCAGUUCAGCAGUCUCUGAGACUGGUGCCCAACUCAACAACCACGCCCAGGUGGAGACACAAGCUGUAUAGUUUGGCGUGAUUCUCAUGUACUUGUUUGAGAACAUCGGACAGAAUACAAGGUGAUAGAUCAUUUGUUUAGGCUUCUUUCUUGUGAAACUUAUUGGCAUCCAUAUGAACGAACAUCAUCAUAUCUUCCAAAAGUUAUCAUUUUGUAACUAUUUUGAUGCUUCGUGCGGUUUAAGAGGUAAAUGUGUGGUCGUUUGCUUUCAUCA